This is a messenger RNA of Aureobasidium melanogenum CBS 110374, 2565 nucleotides long. RefSeq lists its product as uncharacterized. The annotation marks the transcript as partial. The record is from RefSeq and is a predicted model, not a curated record. Gene Ontology annotation, biological process: regulation of chromosome condensation. The transcript has a single exon. NCBI's taxonomy places the organism in Eukaryota, Fungi, Ascomycota, Dothideomycetes, Dothideales, Saccotheciaceae.
CCCACGAGCUAUGGUCAUGGUGACCGUCGCAAGAAGCCCGUUGUCACCUACGGAAGGCCUGCGCGCAACCCGACCUUCUCAACCACUAGUGUCAAGUCUUUCUACGACGAGUCCAGGAAUGCUGCUUCAACCUCCAAGCUAAAGCGCCCGACUGCUGUUACCAUCAGAAAGUCUAAGGAUGCGGAUGACGAGUUCGAUGUGCCUAUGUCCGACGACGAGCCUACCGCUGUACCGAUCAAGUCGAAGAAAAACCAUAAGCUUCCGACCAAGACCAGUCCGCUCUCUGCUAGAGGCAAUGACAAUGGCAACAACAAUGGCGACGUAGAUUCGGCCUCACCACGCAAGCGCAAAAGAACCGUUUCCCAAACUGCCCGGUCUUCAGUCAUACGGCCCCUCGCAAAGGUCAAUAAGUCACAGGAGGUGAAAACAGAGACCGAGAAAGUCGAUGUUGAAUCCGCCCAAUUACGUCGCUCGGAAAGGCAAGUUGCUACUGGAACCCCUACUGCCUCGGCCCCGUCGCAAAACACCAACCGUCAUGUGGCACACGCAAAGCGAUCCGUGGGCUCAUCUACUAAGUCUGCUUGUCCAUUGUCGCCUGCUGUCGCAUCUCCGACAAGUCCGGCAGAUUCGGUAUCAAGCAUUGCUACGACACCAAAGCAAAAGAAAUUAUGGCACGAGCUGCUUCUCUCCGACCCCCCAGAUGAGGUCGUGCAGAGUUCGACUCCCAACCCAAUGCAUCUUUCGCCACAUCGUACUCCCAAUCAGCCAAAUCCGACAAUGUCACAGCCUUUUGUCACUAACGUUCCGGUUACAGCCAAGGCUCGCAUUGUCGAUCGUCUAAAGGGAAAGACUGUUCCUGCUCAAAGUAGUGACGAGAGUUCUGAGGAUGAAGCGAACGAGCCAUGCGAAGGAAUGCUCUCUCAGAACCUGGAACUACCAAGAAUAUCCGUACACUCUGAGCCUCAGGAGUCUACCCAGCACUCUCAAUCACAGAGCCGAGUACAAAGACAGCUGUCUUCGACCAGUCAAGGAGCUCAGAGAGUGACCUACGCUCGGUCACGCACAUAUUUGCAGGACAGUCUUGAAGACAUGAUCUUUGGCGAUCUACCUAUUGAUGCAACUGAACGGCCCAUUGCAAGCGCUCGGCGGACCAAGACUUCUCCGAGAAAGACCUCAAAGUCGAAGGUCAGUGUCAACCACGAUUCGGACGAAGAGUCUGUACAAGGCAUUCGAAGUAUACACGACCUUAGGGCAGCCGGACACAAUAGCAGAUUUAUGGAUGAUGUUACACGUCUUCUGGACGAUAUCAAGAACCCAAAACCAUCAACUCGAUCGCAGAGGCGGAUGGCACUCAUGGAGCUCUUCGGUACACUUGCCGAUGAUGAUUUCGCUUCUCGAUUCGUCGAGAAUGGAUUUAAUGCGAGCAUAAUUGCCCAGUUCAAACAUGCUGGCAUGGAUGUUCUAGCUGAUAUGUUGCUGUGUGUUGUUCUUACACGAAUAGCACAAGCUUCCGCUUCGCUUCUUCAGGGCGGUGUUCUCGAUUUCCUCGCCUCAUAUCUAGAUGAAACCAAGGAUAUCAAUCAGAUUGCACGAGAAAGGAAGAGCAACAUGUCCAAGGUUGCUCAAUCUGACUACGUGGAGUUCAUGGAAAAGUUCAGGUCUUCUGACAUUUGGGAAGACUGCUCACCGGAGUAUUUAUCUCCUAGUUCAGUCGCUCUCGUGAGCAUCAACUGUAUAGUUGUUGCUCACAGGCGCAACAAGAACAGUGGCACUAUUCUCUCUCCUCACACCGCAUCGAAGCUCGUCAGUCUGGCUACCAAUCAUACAUCAGGGCCUGAGCAUACCUCACAAGCUGUCAUCAACCGGGCGCUAUCAACUCUUGAGGCUGCUACCACUCUCGAUGUGGACAGCACGUCAUCAGAUGUCUGGUCAGGCGAAAUACUUGCGCAACUUGCUGCUGCCCUGCCUCGGUUCCUUAGUAUGUCAAGGCCUUCACAGGAACUUGCUCUUCGGUUCUGCUGCUCUGUAACCAACGACAACAAAGCCAACAGCAGUGUGUUCUGUGAAUCUCACACCAUUCAAUUGAUUGUGUCGUUGAUCAUAAACGGUUUCAACUCGCGCAGCUCAUCAGUCGAAGUGGAGCUAGACUCUGACCACGAUCUUUUGGUUCUCGCCCUUGGAUUGAUGAUCAACCUGACCGGGGUGAGCGACGCUGCACGCGAACAUGUUGCUCGUGUAAAAGAUCAGGGACUUGUCACACUAGUAGACAUCUUCGUCAAAGGUCAGAAGAAAGCAGCUGAGAGUCAGUCGGAGGAGGAGAUGCAAGCUCACAUUCCGUAUGCUUGGCUGUCAGUUCUCCUCGGAUACAUUUGCUUGAACAAGGGCAUCAGAGCACAAAUAAGUGACCGGCUGCCUGGCGAGAAUGGAACCGUGCUCGUGGACGCUGUCGAGGGAAUAGCUCAGAUGAGCCAGCAAGUGGAUAGUCAAGUCGCAGAGGAGGAAAGGGAAAUAUCUUCAGGAUUCACGCAGAAACUCCGGGCGCUCGUCGCUGAUUUACGCGAUGGC